This is a messenger RNA of Tetrahymena thermophila SB210, 2454 nucleotides long. RefSeq lists its product as hypothetical. Gene Ontology annotation, biological process: activation of GTPase activity; nucleocytoplasmic transport. Gene Ontology annotation, molecular function: GTPase activator activity; small GTPase binding. Gene Ontology annotation, cellular component: cytosol; nucleus; perinuclear region of cytoplasm. The transcript is spliced from 3 exons. The record is from RefSeq and is a predicted model, not a curated record. NCBI's taxonomy places the organism in Eukaryota, Ciliophora, Oligohymenophorea, Hymenostomatida, Tetrahymenidae.
AUGGAUACUAUUAUGAAAGUUGUAAGCUUAAAGGAGCAGCUAAUUGAAUAAAGCAGUAAAAUUAAUGAUGCUUAGACAAGAUCAUCUAAAAGUUUUAGGAUUAGUUCUCCCUUAAUGCAAUAAGUUAAACUUUUUUAAACUAAGAGCUAGUAGAAUUAGAAAAGAAAAGAUAGCUAUUCAACUCAAUCUAACUCUCCUAUAGCUAAGUAUAAUAAUUUUAAUUAAUUUGCAAAUACUAGCCAAAUUAAUUAGGUAGAUAGAGAAAUUCUUGAUAUUACUAGAUAAAGCUUACUUUCAUCCCAAACAUUUAGAAACAGUGAUCAAUUAUCUCCAAGAACCCUUGAGGCUGCUAAGAAAUAUUUUUAAAAUGGUAUUGAGUUUGCUGAAGAUAAGGAUUCUGUAUAAGAAGAUUCGUAUUCUGAUUCAAGCAGCAGUGAAGACGAAAAUAGAGAUAAUUAAAAUGAUAACAAUGAUUUGUUGUUAGAAGAAGAGUUAUCUGAGUGGAAAACCUUAAAAAUAGAAGAUGUCUUCAGUUUAUUUGAAGCGAAAUGUGCUGAUAAUAAGUUGAAAAUUCUACCUUAAUAACUAUUCAAAUUUGUAGAUAAGCUCAAAAGCUAAAUAAAGAAAGGCAGCUUAAAUUUAUAAGAACUUUAGUUAGGUGUUUAGUCAUCUAAAAAAGUCAUUUAACUAUUAAAAAACAAUUCAAAGUCAAAAUACCAAUUCAGCAAACUCCUGUUAGCAAAAAAUAAUUUCGGUGAUUAAGGCAUUUAGCUGUUAUGUAAUUUUUUAAAUAAGUAGCGCAGAUCAAACAUUGUUCACCUUGAUAUAUCUAAUAAUAAUAUCACUUCUGAGGGUAUUAAAUAAGUAGUAAAAAUGGUUAGUUUAAAUCAAAAUAUUAUAUCUCUCGAUAUAUCUAGCUAUGAUGGCUAUAAUAGAAAUAGGCUCUCUCGCUCAGCUUGCAUUGCUUUGAGCUAAUAUAUUGCCUAGACUGAAGUAUUAUAAUUCCUUAAAAUGUAAAACUGCUGCAUAGGACCAUAGGGUUUAUUUUCGUUAAGCAAAGGCUUUGCAGCCAAUAGAUCUAUUAUAAGCUUAGAUAUUUCUAAAAAUGAUAUAGGUAAGGACUGUAGCUAGUGUUUUGAAUCUAUACUCUCUCACUCUAAAAUAAUGGAAUUAAAUUUGAGAGGAAACUUUUUAGGAGAUUAAUCGAUCACAAAAAUAGGAGAGCUGCUUAAGCCUGGAUUAAAAAUGUGUGUCUUAAAUAUUUUAGAUAUUUCUAACAAUAAGCUAACAUCUGAUGGCAUAAAUAAUUUCUUUGAAAGCAUAUAAAAAAAUCAGUAUUUAGAAAGAUUAAUUUUAGAUUAAAAUAAUCUAAGAGGAGGACUACCUGAAAUUAUACAAUUUUUGUAAGAGAAUUCAAAUAUAACUUAUCUUUCUAUGAUUGAUUGCUGCAUCUACCCAGAAGUAGUAGAAUCUAUAGCAACUGGAUUGUCUAGAAAUAACAGUCUUAAAUCUCUAAUCCUUAGUAAAAAUUUCAUAAAAGAUUAAGGAGCAGAAAUGAUCGCCCAGAGUAUGAAAUACGACCCAAAUUUAAUUACAAACAGAAGAUUAAAAAUGUUAGAUUUAUCAAAGUGUGCCAUUGAAGAUUACGGAGGUCAAGUUUUGUCUGACGCUUUUAAAUCACAUUAAGGGAUAAUUGAAAUUAGCUUAUGCCAUAACUUAUUAGGAGAUGCAUCUGGAUUUUCUCUGAUUGAUUUAGCUAGAAAUAAUUAGAAAAUAAUUAAAUUAGAUUUAGAUAUGAAUUUAAUUAGAUUAGAUUAUAUGUAAGAAAUUUAAAGAUUAAUUGACAUGAAUGUUGAUAAUCACAAAUCAAUGAGAGAGCCUUAUUUGAAAGAGAAGCUAAUUGAAUUAAAAUCUAUUGAAUAAAGACCAGAAGAUUUUUAAAAGAAGGAAGAAGAAUUUCAAAAAAAAAAUAAUUUGCAUAGCUAAGAAAUAAAUAAAUAUAAAGAUUUGCAUCAAUAAGAAGAGUAAGAGUGCAAAUAAAUGUACGAUAAAUUAAUGGAUGAAUUUGUUGAUAUAAAAAAAAUUAAUUAAUCAAUAAUUAUCAGUAAAGAUUAUGAAAUUUAACAUAAUAAAAUUCUUGCUGAUUAUGAAAAUCAAAUAUCUGAACUUAGAAUAGAAAAUGAAAAGCUAUAAAAUGAGCUCUAAGCCUAUAAUGCUCAAUUUUAGAGUAAAUACUAAGUAUAUAGUAAAAGAAAAAGCUAGCUUGAAGAGUAAAAAAAGAAAUUGUAUGAUAAAAAGCUAUAAAUGAUAAUGUAAGUAGAAGAUGCUUCUAAGAUAAACAAAGAUUUAGAAAAUAAAGUAAAAUAAAUUUAAGAUAGAAUUAAAUUACUUCAAUAAAAGACUAAAAAUAAACCUAAUAGAAAAUAAUCUGCUAAUAUUAAAUAAGCUAAGUGA